Molecule: messenger RNA, 1041 nt
Organism: Linderina pennispora
Lineage: Eukaryota; Fungi; Kickxellomycota; Kickxellomycetes; Kickxellales; Kickxellaceae
Product: RhoGAP-domain-containing protein
Exons: 4
Biological process (GO): small GTPase-mediated signal transduction
Cellular component (GO): cytoplasm
Molecular function (GO): GTPase activator activity
Source: RefSeq, a predicted model, not a curated record
AUGCAGGGCAACGACGGCGGCGAGCUCCUAAACUACGUGAACUCGCAUGUGAUCUUCCAGGCCGGUGUCGAUUUCGAGAGCCGGCCGAUGUUGGUGUUCUGCGCGUGCAACCUGCCGAACCCGCAGGUCGUCGACUACGACCGGCUGCUGAAUCUGAUCAUCUUCCGUCUCGACGAGUUUGUCGAGAACGACUACACAGUAGUGCUGUUCACCAGCGGGGCCAAGUUCAACCCCGGGUGGAACUGGCUGUCAAAGGCGUACAAACGGCUGGACAGAAAGUACCGCAAGAACGUCAAGAGCGUCUAUGUCGUGCAUCCGUCGCUGUGGUCGAAGCUGCUUUUCCAGAUCGUAGGCCGCAUUGUCAGCCCCAAAUUCUUUGCCAAGGUGACAUGGGUCGAUACGCUGUCACGUCUGGCGACGUUUGUGCCGCUCAGCCAGAUCAAUAUUCCGCAACCAGUUUACGACUACAACAUGACCGUCGAGCAGGCAAUCAAAAUGCCAACGCCCGAGCAUGAAAUCCUGGCAACCCAGGCGUUUGGAGUGCCGCUUGACGUGCUAAUGCAGGACGGCACUGGAAUUCUGCCGCGUCCUGUGCGGGAAUGCAUCUCGUUCAUCCGCUAUAACGGCUUAGCUACCGAGGGUCUGUUCCGCCGCUCGCCGCCAUCUACUGCUCUGCGGGCAGCCAAGGACAUGUAUAACCGCGGCUACAACGUCGACCUGUCCCUGUCGGGGGUACACGUAGCUGCGGUACUGCUGAAGCUGUUUUUCCGUGAACUGCCCAGCCCCGUGUUUGGCAGCGCCUCGUACGAGACCAUCCUGGCACUGCCGUCGGACAGCGAGGUGAAUGAAGUGGCGAAGCAGAUGGACACGGUACGCGCGCGGUACGUCGAGGAAGUGCUCCUCCCUUCGCUGACGUUCGAGUACCGGCAGCUGCUCUGCUUCACGUGUGCGCUGCUUGCCGUGAUUGCACGCAACAAGGAAAUCAACCGCAUGUCUGCCUACAACCUGGCCGUCGUGUGGUCGCCGAACCUCGCCCGGUCA